CAACACCAGACCACCAGAGUGCCACCGAAACGUCAUCUCUUGGUUCGAAACGCCCGCCGCCGCUGAGGCCGAGCGACGUCAGCGCCUCGCGAACGCGUGCAUGGACUGCUCCUCGGCGCCGAUCGACACGCACAACUCCGCGGCCGAGGAAGCCGCCCUGCCGAGGAGGAUACCUUCGGCCCCGGAGGCAUCCUCGUCCGGCCUCGGCCUGCAGUGGAUGCGCGGCUCUGUAACCCUGUCGCUGCGGACGCCCGAUCAGGAGCCCGCGGCCGUGGCGCUCUCGCUCAACACCAGGCAUCCGCAGGGCCAUCUGCAGGAGGAGCUUGCGACGGCGGCGGCGGCGGCGGUCGUGCAUGAGGGCGCGCAGGCGCAGGCACAGCAGCCCCUCGGCGAGAGGGACAUGCCCGAGGAGCACCGCGCCAUCGCCGACAUGGCGGCCCGGCUCGGGAUCGCGGCGGGCGCGCGGGACCGCGCGGUGGAGGUGUUCAUGAGGAUGGAGGAGCGCAAGGGCAAGUCCAAGUCGCACCACUACUACACCAAGGGCGCGGGGCGGAGCGGCGACGCGCUGUACGCGGCGUGCCUCUACGUGGCGUGCCGUAGCGCGGGCGCGCCCCGGACGUUCAAGGAGCUGGCGGCGGCGACGCGCGACGGGCCCGCGGCGAGGAAGGACAUCGGCAAGCUCAUCGCGCUCAUCCGCAAGCGCCUCGGGGACGAGGCCGGCGGCGAGGCCAUGGACAUGGGCGUCGUCCGCGCGGCGGACUACGUGGAGCGCUUCGGCUCGCUGCUGGGGAUCGGGGAGGGCGAGGUGCGCGCCGUGCAGGAGGCCGCGCGGAGGAUGCAGGACCACCUCGACGUACGGCGCAACCCGGACUCCACCGCCGCCGCCAUCGUCUUCAUGGCCAUGGAGCGCCGGGCCGGCGCCGGGAGUUCCAUCCGGGACGUGUCCGCGGCCACCGGCGUCGCCGAGAACACCAUCAAGCAGGCAUACAGGGAACUCUACCCGCACGCCGACCUGCUCUUCCCCUGAAGUAGGGGGGCGAGGGCGACAUUGGAUUUGCUUGUAUAUAUGGUUGUACUUUUGGUUGUAGGCUUAUAGCUGAUCUGUUUCUUUAAUCUCAUUCCCUUGUCUGCUUAACUGAGACACAACUUCACCUUGUUUGCUUAACUCAGACACAAAUUCAUCUCUCAUUUGGAAUUUCUGUAUAACAAACAAAAUAUUCAUCUUCUAAAGUCAAAAGAGUUAUUGUCCCUGUAUUUCUUUUCUGUGCACAAGAAAAGAAAAACUAAGGGGAAAAAAAUCAAAUAUCCCAAUUGCUAACGUUUUCCAUUGAAAUUUGUCUUUCGGAGUUGAUUCGCGGGAGGAAAGCCGCCGCCGCCUGGCAGGGCAUUGACGAAGAGAGGGCUCCACGACUGGGGAUCUCGCCGUCAAGAUUGAUGCCCUUGCCGCCGCCGGUGCGCUCGCAAGGUCGCGGGACGCGACGGGCGGUAUCAGACGGGGCCCAUUUAAGUUAGGGUUUUUUAAUCUGGUAUCCUCGGUUUGCUGAUGUCUUAAUUUUUACUUUUAACCCUUUUAUGUUAAGGCCCAGCCCGGCUGCAUUUUCUCUUGGGCUUACUACCCACCCUUUUUUUGUGUGUGUAAAAUAUUGAUCUUAUUUCAGAUUAUUUUUUCCCACUUCCCCACUACCCUUUCAAGUUUCCUAGAAAUUACCCACCAUUGCCAUUAUAAUCUACCGAAUCGUUUUUGCGCC
Zea mays is the source of this 1748-nucleotide messenger RNA. RefSeq names its product Plant-specific TFIIB-related protein 2. Gene Ontology annotation, biological process: transcription preinitiation complex assembly; DNA-templated transcription initiation. The record is from RefSeq and is marked provisional. Gene Ontology annotation, cellular component: transcription preinitiation complex; nucleus. Gene Ontology annotation, molecular function: TBP-class protein binding. NCBI's taxonomy places the organism in Eukaryota, Viridiplantae, Streptophyta, Magnoliopsida, Poales, Poaceae. Bases 101 to 1027 code for a protein of 308 amino acids. The transcript has a single exon.